ACAGACCUUUUCAAGAUGUAUCGAAUAUCCCAACUAAUGUCAACACCAGCAGCAAGUAAAUGUUCUUCAGUGUUUGAUAAACAGCCCAGGCAAAGUCUGUCCCCUGAACACAUUUUGCCAAGUUACACUUAUGCCUUUCUGGAUAGUGACACCUCCUAUGAAUGUUGUUCCAUAAACCCCUUGACAGGCUCUGUUUUCACAUGUCGCCGUAGUCCUCGGCUUCUUACUAAUGGCUAUUACAUUUUGACGGAAGACAGUUUUCUGUCUGAUGAAGAUGGUAACGUAACACUGACCCCAUCACAGACAAGUGUUACCUAUAAGGAGAAAUUAGUUAGAAUAUUCAGGAGAAGGAAGAAAAUCCGUCGUUCUCUUGCUAGUCUGUUCAGUCUCAGUGCUUCGGAUUCAUGGCUCAACAGCACUGUCCUUAGCAAUAUGGAUUGUCCUCAUGUAGAGGAGAUUUGGAAUGAUGGAGAUAAUAAACUAGAUGCCAAUCAGCACUAUGGCAAUGAUGACUCUGAAUUUUCUUCUGAAUGCAAAACCUGGAUGUCACAAAGGCAAACGCCAGCAGCUGAUGAAUCUUCUUUUUCUAAAGAUGUGGUGUUCAUUCAGUCAAGAAAACAGUUCAGUGAUUCCUCUCCGUGCUCCCAGUUUAUGGUAGAUGGGUAUUUCCAUGAAGAGACUUUGGAUCAUUCAAACUCCAAUGCAGUGAGAAAUGUCGUUUAUCAAAUGAUUAUACUGUCCAUGUGUUUACUCAUUUCAGUGUGUGCAAGAUGCUUUCUGGGAGGACGCUUUGCCACUUUGUUGGCUUUUUUGCUGCUGAUAAUUUUAGAAAUAAUUGAAAGACUGAAUCGGUUUGCCAGCAUGUACAGAUCACUUAUCUGGAGCCAUUUUUCUUUUGCUCGUGAGAAACUAUCAGAAUUUUCAGAGCUCUUCCUCCCAAUAACACAAAAUCAUUUUAUUUGGACUGUACUUGGAUCCUUUCACAGUUUGCUAGGAAGCCAGGCUUUACACUAG
Molecule: messenger RNA, 1014 nt
Organism: Emys orbicularis (European pond turtle)
Lineage: Eukaryota; Metazoa; Chordata; Testudines; Emydidae
Gene: TMEM71
Product: transmembrane protein 71
Exons: 9
Coding region: 16-1014 (332 amino acids)
Source: RefSeq, a predicted model, not a curated record